GAAAUAAAAGGCGGGCAAACGGCUUCAUUUGCCCUCGCGGGGCUAAGCGUAGCGCUGCAUUAGGCGGCGCUUACCCCCUACCCCGCUUGGCCUCUAAGUUCGGCGGCCGCCGGUCGUUGCGAGUGCGCACGUGUCCUUCAAGGCGACUGUGGGGAGCCGUUACAGCCGUUAUUCCUUUGCGUUCGGUCUUUCACAUAUUUUGAAAAUGUCGUAUAUGCUUCCACAUUUACACAAUGGCUGGCAAGUAGACCAGGCCAUUCUUUCAGAAGAAGACCGUGUGGUGGUCAUUCGUUUUGGGCAUGACUGGGAUCCAACAUGUAUGAAAAUGGACGAAGUUUUAUAUAGUAUUGCUGAGAAGGUGAAAAAUUUUGCUGUUAUUUAUCUUGUGGAUAUCACCGAAGUGCCAGACUUCAACAAGAUGUACGAACUGUACGAUCCCUGUACAGUCAUGUUUUUCUUCAGAAACAAACACAUAAUGAUUGAUUUAGGCACUGGUAACAACAACAAAAUUAACUGGGCAAUGGAGGACAAACAAGAGAUGAUUGACAUCAUAGAAACAGUUUAUAGAGGAGCACGUAAAGGUAGAGGUCUUGUUGUAUCACCCAAGGACUACUCAACCAAGUACAGAUAUUGAUCAUUUGAUCAUUUUACUACAAGUCUACUUCUGGAGUUUCGUAAACUCAAACUUUGUAUAAAGUAUUCUUUCCUGCUUUCGUCUCCAUUGUGAAUAUAUUUUUGAAUUUAUGUAAAUAUGUUCUUAUUUUUUAUGCAAAAAAAUCUUAUUUGAUUUUAGAAAUAAAGUAUGACUUUUACAAAUAAAGUGUUUUGAAUCUUCCAUUUUUCAGAAUAUUAUCCUUAUAAAACUAUUGUUUUCUAUAGGAACAGAUUGAGCUAUGUCCAGUUGAAACAUAACAAAUGCCUCUAGACAACAUAAACCAUAUUUCAUCACAAUAUAAAAAUACAGUACAGUGGUACCUUGGUACUUGAACGGUUUGGCUACCGAACACCGCAAGUAAGUGUUCCGGUUUGUGAACUUUUUUUGGAAGCCGAACAUUGACACAGCUUCCGAUUGAGUGCAGGAAGCUCCUGCAGCUAAUUGGGAGCCACGCCUUGGUUUUUGAACCGUUUUGGGAGUCGGACAGACUCCCAGAACAGACUAAGUUUGAGAACCAAGAUACCACUGUAUAUGUCCCACAAGGCACAUUUUUGUAAUUUGCUUGGAUCCAAAUACUGUUCUAUCACCAGGUGGCUUGGGUUGGUGGUCAGGGGAUAUGGAGGUCUGUAG
Messenger RNA from Zootoca vivipara (common lizard), 1285 nucleotides. RefSeq names its product thioredoxin like 4A (gene TXNL4A). Lineage: Eukaryota; Metazoa; Chordata; Lepidosauria; Squamata; Lacertidae. Gene Ontology annotation, biological process: mRNA splicing, via spliceosome. The record is from RefSeq and is a predicted model, not a curated record. Gene Ontology annotation, cellular component: spliceosomal complex; U5 snRNP; U4/U6 x U5 tri-snRNP complex.